Messenger RNA from Mesorhabditis spiculigera, 2040 nucleotides. NCBI's taxonomy places the organism in Eukaryota, Metazoa, Nematoda, Chromadorea, Rhabditida, Rhabditidae. The record is from the annotation of a GenBank genome assembly.
AUGCGCUGCUGUUUCUGGAGGUACCAGAUGACAGAGCUGGAGGAGGGAAUGUCCGAGCAGGCAGAUGCUAGCGAAGACCCACUACUCUCCGAAGGCGACGAGAAAAAGAACAAACUACGAGAAUGUCCGCUUUGCUACAUGAAACAACCGAUGAGCAAUUUCCCGCGAUUGAUUGGAUGUGGGCAUCGUAGUUGCCGGCUGUGCUUAAUGCAGUAUGUCGAGCUGGAGAUUAUGGAGAAUCGGGUGGAGGUCUCUUGCCCGGAGUGCACUGCCCAUCUGCAUCCGUCGGAUAUUGCGCAACUUGUCGGCGGACGUGGGCACCUGAUCGAGAAAUACGAGCAGUUCAGCUUGCGAAGAUACCUCAUGACGGAGGCGGACACCCGCUUUUGCCCAGCCCCGGAUUGCGGGUUCGCGGUGAUCGCUUCCGGUUGUGCGGCUUGCCCACAACUUCGAUGCGGCCGACCAGAGUGCGAGACAUUGUUCUGCUACCAUUGCAAGGGAGUCUGGCACGCGAAUCAAACAUGCGAUGAAGCGCGCCGCCAGCGUGGGCCCUCAGCUUUCCGAUCCAAGCGUGGGGCUUCCAACAACGUUGAUGUGCAACUACAGCUAAAACCUGGAGACAUCAAGGCCUGCCCCCGCUGUCGCACAUACAUCGUCAAGAUGGACGACGGCUCGUGCAACCACAUGGUGUGUGCCAUGUGCUCCGCAGAGUUUUGCUGGCUCUGUCUCAAGGAAAUCUCCGAUCUACACUACUUGAGCCCGACCGGCUGCACCUUUUGGGGCAAGAAGCCGUGGACACGCAAGAAGAAGCUGCUCUGGCAACUGGGAACGUUAAUUGGAGCACCAGUUGGGAUUGCCCUGAUCGCUGGUCUUUCCAUCCCAGGGAUCAUCUUUGGAGUUCCGGUGUUUGUUGGAAGGAAAGUCCAUCAGCGCUUCAGCCAUCAAACAAAGCUCAAGCGUCGCUUGAUCACUGCCGCUUGUAUUGCUGGCUCUUUAGUUGUCAGCCCGGUGCUUGCAGUAAUGGCAGUUGGUGUUGGUGUCCCCAUCAUGCUUGCGUACGUCUACGGUGUCGUCCCAUUGAGCUUAUGCCGUAAUGGCGGUUGCGGGUUGACUGAAUCUCAGUCUUUCCCAACCCUUGACAACCUUGACGAAGAUGAGCUAUGGGCUGGAGGAGAAGUUGGAAAUGAGAAAUCACAACUUCUCUCUGACGGCGAACGCGUCACCGAUGGUACCUCCCUUGGACCUGCUCUCUCGAUGCAAAGUGGAAUCUCACAAGCCACCCAUCGGGCCCGUCUUGCUGUUAAACACGACGGGCAUCAGCGUAGGGCGUCUGUUGAAAGCGGCGAGAACUCCAUCGGCGAGCGCACCAAUUAUGAAGAAGCCAGCACGAAGGCGCUUCAGGGUAGCCAGUAUCAAUAUGAUGACAAGAGUGUACAUACCGUCUAUUCAUCUGGCCAAGAAGCCUUGUCGUAUUCUGAGGAUGUGGCUAGCACAAAGGCGCUCGCCGGAAGUGUUCACGACACAAAGUCCCUUUCUGGCUCGAUGGGAGCUGCUCGGCACGUCAUCUGUCGAGCGGAGAUGAACGACCGGAUUGCAGAGGACAGCCAGGAAGCCAAGGAUGAGAAGAAAUCUGUUUGUGAGGAUGCCCCCUGUUCAAGCAGUUGCGACCGUCAGAAGGCGGCCAAGCGCAUGAGCUCCGGCUCUCGCCAAGGCGUCAAUUUUGUUGCUGUAAAUGAAGAUGUUGAUGAAAUCGUGCUGAUGGGCGAAGAAAACCAAACCAAUCUGUCGCUUGAGCGCGAGAAGGGAGACUCCUCCCUCAGCGAGCACGAUCCCUUCCACAUCCGUACCAUCAUGGACACAAUGAAACAAAUGACGGCCGCUGAUUUGCCCGACGACGUUCCGACAACUUCACGCGGCACCCGUCUCCGCAGCUCUAACAGUUCCCGUAGUGAAGAUGUCGAGCGCGCCACUACCACUAACACCGCCACUAUCACCAAGCCAAAACGCCGUUUCUUUGGCCUUCUCCCACCAAAGCGUACU